Molecule: messenger RNA, 879 nt
Organism: Beta vulgaris subsp. vulgaris (sugar beet)
Lineage: Eukaryota; Viridiplantae; Streptophyta; Magnoliopsida; Caryophyllales; Amaranthaceae
Exons: 1
Coding region: 1-879 (292 amino acids)
Molecular function (GO): RNA-DNA hybrid ribonuclease activity; nucleic acid binding
Source: RefSeq, a predicted model, not a curated record
AUGAAUAAAAUUCUAGCAUUGUGUUCAAACCUGGAGAAAAGAGGUAUAGAAACUCCAAGCGUGUGCUAUUUAUGUCAUCAAGAGGCAGAGUGUGAAGAGCAUUUAUUCAGAGACUGUCAGCUAGUUUCCAGAGUGUGGAUAGCAUCGUGGUUGGGUGUUCAAGCACAAGGUGCUAUUUAUAUUCCCUUGAAAGAGUGGAUUUUGAAUUUUGUGAAUAAAUUCUGGAAGGAGGAUGGACGGGAAAGUGAGCGUGGAGUAUGGUUGUGUGCAAUACUGUGGGCAAUAUGGAUUCAUCGGAAUAAUGUUGUGUUCCGAAAAGAAGAGCCUAAUCCUUAUGAGAUUCCGCGCAAUGCAGAAGAGUUGGUUGCUCAAGAGAAGAUGAGAUUGGAAAACGGGAAAGCCAAUAGGAUCAGUAUCUCAAGGUCAGUAGAAGAAGAUAAGGUUUCAAAGUUCACUUUUGGGAGUUGUGGAUGUAGAGUUUGUGAGAUUUCCGUGGAUGGAGCAUGGAAAAAAUUUAAGUGGGCAAACGGUUCAAGAGCAGGUAUAGGAUGGACAGGUAGGGUGAAUUCAGUGAUUAUAUUCAAAGGCUGUGCAAUGGUAAAGGAAAAUUCAGCAGUUCAGCAUGAGGGGCUAGCGAUUUUAAGAGCUCUUGAGGAGGCGCAUGCUCAUAGGGAAAAAAAGGUCAAGAUUCUUACGGAUUCCGAAGUGUUAGUACAAGCUCUAAGCAAGGGGACAACACCUUUUCAGAUUGCUAGUAUAUGUCAAGAUAUCUAUGAGGCUUGUAAGUUUUUUAACUAUUGUGAAAUUAAGGUUGAUAGAAAGAUAGUUAGGGAUAGUCAUGAUCUAGCUAUUAGAGCUCGACAAGGUCUUGUUAUUUGA